AUGUCAAACCAUUCUAUGAUGAACAACAAUUCCUCAGGUAGUGAUUAUUUUCUAAGGAAAAUUCUAGAGAUACAAGAUUUUGAGGUUGACACUGACAGUCACACCAACAUGCAACAACCUCCUCCUGGCUACGGCAGCGAUCACCCCAAGAAGAAGCGCUACCAGCGCCACACGCCGUAUCAGAUACAAGAGAUGGAAACGUUCUUCAAGGCGUGCCCUCACCCGGAUGAGCAGCAAAGGAUAGAGCUGGGUAAUGUUUUGGGAUUAGACCAUUUGCAAAUCAAGUUUUGGUUCCAGAACAAGCGAACCCAACUCAAGAAUCAAUACGAACGCAACGAGAACUUUGCACUGAAGAAUGAGAAUGAGGAGCUUCGAGCUGAGAACGAGAACUACAAGGAGAUCCUAAAUAGUAUAAGAUGUCAUGGCUGCGGAGGCCCACCUCCUCCUCCAUUGACCUAUGACCAGAUGAGGCAGGAGAAUAACAAGCUAAGAGAACAGAUUGAGUGGAUGUCAACAAUGAUGUCUAACUGUGUUCUACAAGAGCCAGAUAAUACUUCCAACCCCAACAUCACCAGGCCUCAGAAUGUGCCUAAUAUAGAAUCAUCUCAGCAAAACAACACCAACAACAUGAUGCCUCAGACUCAGAGUGUGCCUAAUCAAGAACUUGGUAACAUGGCAUCACCACCUCAGAGCAAUAACAUUGACAUGCUGUCUCCAAGUAUGUUUAAUCAAGGAAUUAUUGACAGCAUGCCAUUGACUCAGCAGAACAAUGGCAUUGACAUGCCUCAGAAUGUGAUUAAUCAUGGAAUUGUCAAAGACAUGCCAUCAUCUCAGGCUCACAACAAUGUUAUUAACGUGACUCCGCCUAUGAGUAUGUUAAAUCAGGGAAUUGGUGAUAACAUUGCCGUUAUUCCUCCUAGUGUGCUUGAUCAAGGAAAUUGUAGCGUGCCAUCAUCAUCUCAACACAACAACGAAAUUUACAUGAACCUGCCUUUGAGUUCGCUUAAUCAAGAUGUUGGUAGCUAUGGAGCAAAGUCAAAAGACAAAGCAGGGGAAACGAGUAGUGGUAGUGACCCUCUAAUUAGGUCACUCCCAGUUUCUAACAAAGCCAUGAUCGAGGAGCUUGCGGCUGUGUCACUGGAGGAACUCAAAGCCUUGGUUCAAGCAGGGGAGCCCAUGUGGGUCAGUGGGGCCCACAACUCUGAAACUAUCAACGAACAAGAAUACUAUAGGACUUUCCCUGGUGGAAUUGGUCCAAGACUCUUGGGGUAUAAAUCUGAAUCUUCAAGGGAAUCCAGGGUCAUCAACAUGAAUCACGUUAACCUCCUUGAGAUCCUUAAUGAUGUGGAUCUAUGGUCACGUGUGUUUUGCAGCAUUGUUUCAAAAGCAGCAGGAUUUCAAGUCCUAUCAACUGGACAGGCAGGAAGUUAUGAUGGAAACUUGCAAGUGGUGUCAUCAGAGUUCCAAAUGCCAACACCACUUGUUCCUGCUCGCGAGUACUAUUUCCUACGGUACUGCAAGAAGCUCCAAGAUGGGAGAUGGGUGGUGGUCGAUGCUUCCCUGGAAACUUCACAACCAAAUGCAACAAUCCCUCCGACUCGAAGAAGGCCCUCUGGUUGCCUGAUUCAGGCAUCUCCAGAUGGUUACUCAACAAAGGUUACCUGGGUUGAACAUGUAGAAGUGGAUGACAGAGCACUAAUGGUGAAUAGUAUGUAUAAGCCUCUAGUUGAAUCUGGCUUAGCCUUUGGAGCUAGACGCUGGGUCGCACAAUUAGAUAGAAGAUGCGAACGUAUUGCUAGUGCAGUACAAACCACCACCAUACUGCAACCACAAGAAGACCAACUUAGUGUGACGAGUGUUGAGGGCAAAAAGGGGUUGGUGAAGCUGGCUGAGAGAAUGGUUAUGGACUUUUUAAGUGGUGUUGGUGCUUCAACAGUAGAAAAUUGGGCAAUCGUAACUCCAUCAACAAAUCACAGCAAUAUAAGAAUCAUAACCCGAAAGGUUGAGGACGAUCCGGGUAGACCUUCCGGUAUAGUUAUCGGUGCCGCAACUUGUUUCCACCUCGCAGUUCCUCCAAACAGCUUCUUUGAUAGGGUUCGAACUGCAAACGCAAGAGCAGAGUGGGAUGUUCUCUGUACCGGAGGUGUUGCUGAGGAAUUUGCACACAUAAAAAAUGGUCGCGACCCUGGGAACUGUAUCACAUUAUUCCGUAUCAAGAGUUCAGAUGCGAAGAACAACGGGAUGAUAAUAGUUCAAGAGAGUAGCAGCGAUUCAACAGGGUCAUUUGUGAUAUACGCACCGGUUGAUAUGAAUUCGAUCAAUGCAGUGAUUGGAGGGAGAGAUCCCGAUGAACUUCCGAUUUUGCCCUCGGGAAUGGCGAUUCUUCCAGAUGGAGGUGGAGGUUGUUUGGUGACGUUGGCAUUCCAGAUAUUGAUCGAGUCAGAUCCAACAAAGAAGAUAUCGAUCUGUUCAGUGAGCACUAUUAACCAGUUGGUUAAGGUUACGGUUAACAACAUCAAAGCUCUAUUCAAGACUGAGGAGGAACCUAACGAGAGAAUCUAAGUAAUCUUUAGCUUUGGCAUAGACAUAUGGAUAUCGAA
Messenger RNA from Arachis stenosperma, 2600 nucleotides. Its product is annotated as homeobox-leucine zipper protein HDG2-like. Bases 1 to 2562 code for a protein of 853 amino acids. Lineage: Eukaryota; Viridiplantae; Streptophyta; Magnoliopsida; Fabales; Fabaceae. The record is from RefSeq and is a predicted model, not a curated record. Gene Ontology annotation, molecular function: DNA binding; lipid binding. The transcript is spliced from 10 exons.